Molecule: messenger RNA, 3811 nt
Organism: Tricharina praecox
Lineage: Eukaryota; Fungi; Ascomycota; Pezizomycetes; Pezizales; Pyronemataceae
Product: rRNA-processing arch domain-containing protein
Exons: 8
Coding region: 226-3471 (1081 amino acids)
Biological process (GO): maturation of 5.8S rRNA; RNA catabolic process
Cellular component (GO): nucleus
Molecular function (GO): RNA helicase activity; RNA binding; ATP binding
Source: RefSeq, a predicted model, not a curated record
CCCUCGAUCCCACCACGAACAAAAGCACACUAAGUUCUGGGUUCUACAUAAGUUUGCCGCAUUAGCUUCGAUUAGCGUGAAGCCUCCAGUAGUCGCUUCUCAAAGUCUACUUGCUUCUGAACCUCGUCCUGGAUCGGUCGCGAUCUCUACUGCAACGUACUGAUUCACAUACAACCCCCUCCAUUUCACUCUUCGAUUUCAUUCUACCACUCUCCCCCGGCGGCCAUGUUUGACGACGACGAGCUUUUCGACGUGUUCGACCAGGACGCCCCACCACCAGCGCAAGAUCCCAGCGCUGAGCGACGGCCGAGAAAAAAACGCAACGCAAAUGGCAACGGCCGUGCUGCGGGCGUAGACGAUGUCGCUGCGGGAGAAGCCAUGGCGGUGGACUCGGCUCCGCCGGCGGACAACCCCCACCAACAGCAAGCACAACAGACGGACGAUCUGCCACAGCCGUUGAAUCCACCGUCCCCAAAACGGCGGCGCCGCACUCCUGCGGAUGGCGCCCCUAUCGUCACCGAUGCCUUUCAGAUUGAAGCUGUACGGGAGGUGCCGGCGUCGGGUGGUCUCACUUCGCAGAAUACGGAGGGUCAAUCCAUCAUCAUCCCGCAUCAAGUACGACAUCAGGUUUCGCUUCCGUUAAACUACAAGUACCUACCGAUAGAAAACCACGUUUUUCAUGAUCCUCCAGCACGCAAAUACUCCUUCGAGCUGGAUCCCUUCCAGAAGACGUCAGUAGCGGCGAUAGAGCGCGGCGAGAGUGUGCUUGUCAGCGCCCACACCAGUGCGGGAAAGACGGUGGUGGCGGAAUAUGCGAUCGCGCAGAGUCUGCGGGACAACCAGAGGGUGAUUUACACCAGUCCGAUCAAGGCGCUGAGCAACCAGAAAUUUCGGGAGUUCACUGCGGAAUUUGGCGAUGUGGGAUUGAUGACGGGUGAUGUAACAAUCAAUCCGUCUGCGACCUGUUUGGUUAUGACCACCGAGAUUCUGAGAUCUAUGCUGUACCGCGGAUCGGAGGUGAUGCGAGAGGUGCAAUGGGUCAUCUUCGACGAGAUCCACUACAUGCGAGACAAGGCCCGAGGAGUGGUGUGGGAGGAGACCAUCAUUCUGCUGCCCGACAAAGUUAGAUAUGUGUUUUUGUCUGCUACCAUUCCAAAUGCCAUGCAGUUUGCGGAAUGGAUCUGUAAAACACAUACACAGCCUUGUCACGUAGUCUACACCGAUUUCAGACCUACGCCACUGCAGAAUUAUCUAUUUCCCUCUGGCGCGGAUGGCAUCCACUUGGUCGUAGACGAGAAGGGCAUCUUCCGGGAAGACAAUUUCCAGAAAGCCAUGGGCUCUCUGGGUGACGCCCAUGGCGAGGACCCGUCCGAUAUCAAUGCAAAGAGAGGCAAGGGGAAGAACAAGUGGCAGGUAAAGAAAGGAGGAAAUAAAGGUCCCACUGAUAUCUACAAGAUCGUGAAGAUGAUUAUGAUCAAGAACUACAAUCCUGUCAUUGUCUUUUCCUUCAGCAAGAGAGAGUGCGAAAACCACGCAUUAUCCAUGAGCCAACUUGCGUUUAACGACGACGCCGAGAAAGAUAUGGUCGGGAAGGUCUUUGAGAACGCCAUCGGCUCGCUAUCCGAGGAGGACCGUGGCUUGCCUCAAAUACAGCACAUUCUGCCGCUAUUGCGCCGUGGAAUUGGUAUCCAUCACUCUGGACUGUUGCCCAUUCUCAAGGAGGUGAUUGAGAUCCUUUUCCAGGAGGGCUUGAUCAAGGUCCUGUUUGCGACCGAGACCUUUUCCAUUGGAUUGAACAUGCCGGCGAAGACUGUAGUCUUCACCAGUCUCCGGAAAUUCGAUGGAAAGGAGCAGAGAUGGAUCUCUCCUUCGGAGUUCGUGCAGAUGGCCGGUCGUGCAGGUCGUCGUGGUCUCGAUGACCGUGGUAUCGUUAUACUUAUGAUCGACGAGAAGAUGGAUCCACAGGUUGCCCGUAACAUCGUCAAGGGAGAGCAGGACCGCCUGAACUCGGCGUUUUACCUGGGAUACAACAUGAUUCUGAACUUGAUCAGGGUGGAGGGAGUUUCGCCCGAGAUGAUGCUUGAGAAAUGUUUCUAUCAGUUCCAGAAUACUGCCGGUGUAUCUGUGCUAGAGAAGGAACUUGGCGAAUUGGAACGGGAAAAGUCCCUUAUUUCGAUCGACGACGAGGCCACGGUACGAGAGUACUAUGACUUACGGCAGAAACUUGACAUGUAUGCGAAGGACAUGAGGGAUGUCAUCAACCACCCAAGCUAUUGUCUCAAGUUCAUGCAGCCCGGCCGUCUCGUCAAAGUCAAGUACGGCAAUCACGAUUUCGGCUGGGGAGCUGUCGUUGCUUAUUCCAAGCGAGCACGCGGCAAGGAGGAGUUCUCACCCCAAGAGAGUUACGUUGUGGAUGUCCUCUUGUGCGUCGCGCAGGACGCUCCUACAUACACAAGGUCGAAUCCCGACUUGCCACCGGGCGUCCGGCCACCUGCUGAGGGUGACAAUGGAAAGAUGGAAGUCGUUCCAGUGUUGCUCUCAUGCCUGGAUGGUAUCUCAGGACUCAGGAUUUUCCUUCCCAAUGAUAUGAAGCAAGCCGAGCAGCGAAAUACCGCCAGGAAGAAUAUUGAUGAGAUCAAGCGCAGAUUCGGUGAUGGAAUAUCAAUCCUUGACCCUGUCGAGAACAUGAAGAUUACAGACGAUUCCUUCAGAGCUCUUCUCCGCAAAAUCGAGGUCCUCGAGUCGAAGUUGCUCGUGAAUCCCUUGCACAACUCUCCUCGUCUUGUCGAUCUCUACAACAAAUAUAGCUACAAGAUGGAAAUCACCGAGAAAAUGAAAGCUACCAAGAAGAAGAUCACGGUUGCUCAUUCAAUCAUGCAGCUGGAUGAAUUGAAGUGCAGAAAGAGGGUGCUUAGACGGUUGGGGUUCAUCAGUGACACUGAUAUCGUUCAGCUCAAGGCGAGAGUUGCCUGUGAAAUCAGCUCCGGGGACGAACUGUUGCUUAGCGAGCUGCUGUUCAACCGGGUGUUCAACGAGCUUAGUCCUGAGCUGACCGCCGCACUUCUCAGCUGCUUCGUCUUUGAGGAGAAGAGUAAUAAUGAGCUGCAGUUGAAGGAGGAACUUGCCGUGCCGUUUAGAGAACUGCAGGCGCAAGCCAAGCUGAUUGCCAAGAUAUCGACCGAGAGCAAGUUGGCCGCCAUGACAGAAGACGAAUACGUGCAGAAGUUCAAGCCGCAGUUGAUGGAGGUUGUCUACGAGUGGUCGAAGGGGGCUUCUUUCUCGGCUAUAUGUAAAAUGACCGACGUCUACGAAGGCAGCUUGAUUCGUAUGUUCCGUCGUCUCGAGGAAUUGUUGCGACAAAUGGCUCAGGCUGCGAGGGUCAUGGGCAGUGAUGAGCUGGAGAAGAAGUUUGAGGAGUCGCUGUCCAAGGUUAAACGAGACAUCGUUGCCGCUGCUUCACUCUACCUGUAGAUGUGUCGACAUAUGAGACAAGUUUGUAUAUACCUUACGCCUAAACUGCUCGGAGUUUUUGAUUGCAAACGGUAACCUAAUGAACGAACGUACGUACGGAGAGCCAAAGGAUUGUCAUGAUUGCGUUCUUUAUUUCGGGGGACCUUACAUGCUGGUUUUCGUGGUUGAUUUUACGUGUGAAGACGUCUCUCUUAUGGUUCUUUGUCUGGACUUUCCAAAAAGCAUGGCCCUGCAUAGAGUAGAUUUAGUCUGGGGCUGUUUCCUUAUCCUGAAGCGUUGAGAUCAAAAUUGUUCGCAUCUGCAAUGUUCUGUGCUGCAGAAACGCCAAGACAAUGACCCA